Lachancea fermentati is the source of this 1050-nucleotide messenger RNA. Lineage: Eukaryota; Fungi; Ascomycota; Saccharomycetes; Saccharomycetales; Saccharomycetaceae. The record is from the annotation of a GenBank genome assembly.
AUGGGUCGAUUUGGUAGGUGCUUAUUGGUUGUAUUUGUCGUUGUAGGCCUUAUAAGCGCUGUUGGGGGGCUGCGAGACGUGCAGAGUAGCAGUGAAGCGUAUAGCGCACUGAUCGGGACGCAACGGCCGACGUUCGUCAAAGUGUACGCCGAUGGUUGCAGAUAUUGUGCAGAGCUGGCACCGCACUUUAUGUUCCUUGAGCAGGUCUUUGGUGAGGAGAUAGAGCUGCUUGCCGUCGAUGGACGACAGGCGAGGCGGUUCGUGCAUGACAUGGGCGUGCGAAGUUUCCCGGAGCUGUUGCUGUUCCAGGGUGGAGCUUCUGACGAGCAAGAGGUGCGAACACGCAGUUUUGUGGGUAAGCACGACGGUGCACGCGGUGCGCAGGCGUUGGCGUCCUACGUGAGUGAGCACACGGGCAUUCUUGCGCGUUGGCCUGGUUCGGUGGUUCACGACGUGGGCGACCCACACAAUUGGCCGGAGCUUGAGCUGCUAUUGCAACAGCAUCCAGCAUUGAUUGCGUUGGUUUCGCCUUGGAUGGAUGUGGACCACCUCAACCAGUUUAAUGGCGAGCUUGCAACUUCCAUUUUGGAGUUGCUCGGAAGCCGCUACAAAGAUGAUGGACUUGUCGUUUACCGAGUAGAUGCCUCCGAUGCUCGAGCUGCGCAUUGGACCAAUACAUUGCGAUGCAGCUUUUUCCCCACAAUUGUUUUAUCGCUAGCCGGGAAGUCCGACAUGUACACACCCGAAAACACGCCGCUUAUCAAGUUCGAAUUUUUGUCCGUUACGUACCCCGGUGCAGAUAGAAUGUCCGUUACUCAGCGACUUGAAGGAUUACUUGAGCACUGUUUCGUGCACUCCGCCGGAUGUCGCGAGUACGUAAAUGACUUACCGCACGCCUCCUAUUACGAGUCGCUGGCCGAGCUUCGUGAUGGGUCUGAUACCUAUCCUACACAGUUUCAAGAUAUAUCUGGCGAUGAGUCUGACGAAAGUUAUGAUUACUACGACUUGGAUGAAGAUGAAAUGCUCUUUGGCUACCUGAGGGACUUGUAA